Malaya genurostris is the source of this 1800-nucleotide messenger RNA. RefSeq lists its product as uncharacterized. The record is from RefSeq and is a predicted model, not a curated record. NCBI's taxonomy places the organism in Eukaryota, Metazoa, Arthropoda, Insecta, Diptera, Culicidae. The coding region runs from base 521 to 1180 and encodes 219 amino acids. The transcript is spliced from 4 exons.
CACAGCUUCAGUAAACAUUCAAACAUCGCCGACUUCGGUUAGUGCAACUUCUUCUCGGUUCUUACCUGGGGUUUUUUCGGUGCGUGUUUUUUUUUUUUCGUUUGAUCCCACGGUAAUUGGUUGCCUUGAAGGUGAUCUAUUGGUCAUCGAUCCGAACAGUUUUGAAUACCUGACGUAAUCGACGCUUCAUCGCGUCUAUCAACAGUUUUGGGUUGACGAUAUGUUUUGAUUGUUGUUUUUUUUCUGUUCGUUUAUUUCGUUCGCAAUGUCGGUUGCAUCAAGUGAAAGGAAGCAUACAUGUUUGAAGGUGUAGCUAGCAGAGUGAGUUCAUGUGGAUAGAUUGUUCAGUCCAGUUUCACGUUCGCAAUGAAUUGGUAAUUUCGAAGGUAACUAACUUUAUCGAAGUGCACGCGGGUUUAAAAAUCGGCGCGUUGGUGCAAUCAAGGAAGUUUCGUUCUGCUGCAUGCGUUGAGAAGUUCAAUAAGUGAGAGGAAAAAAAACUGAAUUUUAAGCGCGGAAAAUGGAGGUUGCCUGGCGGUUUCGAAUAAUUUUCGCAAUGGCCUUCGCUGUCAUCAUAUUCGGAGAUUUGCUGGGAUACGGCGGUGCCAAAAAAGACCAGCAGGAUAAGUCGUUGCUAACUGGUUUUUCCGCUGGAUUCACAAGCAGCAGCAGCAGCAGUAGCAAUAGCGGCCAGAGCCGCAUUGAAAGCAACGCCAGGUCCAAUAAUGAAAACGAAAUCAGUUCCGCCGAAGGUGAAAUCAGCACCCGGCGGUCCUACAACGGUGCCGACAGCAGCGCACUGAACUCAGCCCAGUUCGACACGGUAGCAAGCAAGGAGCGGCUGAAGAACUCCCUGCGAGAAGCGUGCCUACCGAAGCUGCUAUGCGAAAUGGCCGCCAAACCGAACUAUUCGCUGAACGUCCGGGAAAGGGACCUUCUCUCGCUGAUACGGGCGAUCAGAAGACUCGGCUUCUUUUCUCGAGCCGGAAGUUCCACCACGUUAUCGCUGACGAUGGCCGUAAGUCCGACCAAGUGGCACUUUGCGGCGCACAUGGGCCAAUUGCUGCGGGAUGCCGGUGACAGUUUGGUCACCCCGAUGGGUUGCUCACACCUAUGGCCCAGCUGCCCGUACAGUUCGAAAAAGUUACUCAAGCUGUCCAAUGUGGUUCAGCUGAAAUGAGUACUGGCAUCGAGUGGCAUCGCGCGAUCGAGGAAGGUAGGAUACAUACAGAAAUCCAGUGCUGCCAGACGGACGAAGACGAACAAAAGGGACGGAAACCAGUUUGGAAGAGAAUGUUGCUUCCUGCUAUCGCGGAGGGCGUUUUAUCCUGCCAUAAACCACGUAAUAAUGAACAGCGCCUAAAUCCAGUCUAAAUAUUCGAAGCCCUCAUUAUUUGGCAGUCAAUAUUUGCCGUUCGUCGCGAUGGACUGACUACGCGAACGAACAUCAGGAACAUCACAUUGGAAACUAAAUUGCUUUGGAAUCAAACACGACGAGUAAACAGAAGUCAGGUAGUUAAUAAUUGUUGCUGUUAUUGUUACUGCGGCUGAUGCUACCGACCGAGUGUGAAUGAUUGUAUGUAAAUAUAUGUGUAUACGAUUAUGGGCGACCUUUUGCAUCGUAUGAAUCGCACCGGAAUCGGGUGCUCAGGUGCCAACUGUCGUUCGAAGUUAAUUGUCGGUAUACAAAAAUGUGAUUUUACGCUAAUUGUGAAUACAUAAGCUGAUUACGCUGAAAUUAUUAGGUUUAUAUGUGUAAAAAUAGUCGAGACGAAUUAAUAAAGUGCAGUAAAUUAUGAA